AUGGCCUGGAAUCUCUUCAAGCUCAUCUUCUUUUGGAUUACCUUCUUCAAUCUCGCAACUCGUAAAGCAACGGGUGCCGUUCAGCUUAUCCGAGAUUGCAGUGAAGAAAGAAACAAUGACAACAGCACCUCUCAGGCCAACCUCAGGACCCUCCUCUCUUCCUUAUCUUCCAACGCUACAGCCAACGUCAAUGGAUUCUACAACAACACAAUCCUUGGCACAAACUCCUUUGAUACAGUAUAUGGUCUUUUCAUGUGCAGGGCUGAUCUUCUCUCUCACGCCUGCAAUGAUUGCGUUGCAAACGCAACCCAGACUCUGUCUUCAGACUGUUCCCUGUCUAAAUCGAGUUUGAUUUGGUACGACGAAUGCAUGGUUCGGUAUUCCGACCACUCUUUCUUCUCCACUAUGGACACAACUCCCGGAUAUUACAUGUGCAAUGUGGCCAAUAUCUCCUCUAACCCAUCAACCUUCAUGAGUUUACUAACAGACACCAUGAAACAAACUGCAAAAGAAGCAGCCGAUUCUCGUAACAGGUAUUCCACAAAGCAAGAAAACUUAGCGGAAGCUCAGACCCUUUACUGUCUAGCUCAGUGCACACAAGACCUUUCACUCCAACAAUGCUCAGACUGCCUUCAUUCAGCAAUAUCAAGUAUUCCAUUUUGGUGUGACGGAAAGCAAGGAGGAAGAGGUCUGCUUCCCAGUUGUAACAUCAGGUAUGAAUUGUACCCUUUCUACCGCGUCACCUAUGAGGCACCUAAAGGAUUCGUCCCAGAGACAAAAUAUGAACACACAGAUUCUGAAUAUUCGGAAGAUCCUGGCUAUAUUUCUCACAACUGCUCAAACAACAAAAUUGACGCUGAUUUCAAAUCAAAACUCCAAACCCUCCUCUUUGACUUGUCUUCCAACGCCACCUCUAGAUAUGGAUUUCAGACGCAAGAGGGAACGGCCUACGGCCUCUUCAGGUGCCGUAUUGACAUUCCUGCUCGCCUCUGUGAACAAUGCAUAAAAAACGCAACGGACAGAAUAACCUCGGACUGUGGUUUGGCUUAUGCGGAGGCUGUAAUAUGGUACAAUCACUGUUGGCUUCGCUAUUCCGACAGAAAUUUCUUCUCCACGUUCGAAAGAAGUCCGAGAUUUGGGAAUCUGAAUAUCAGCAACAGCAGUCCGAUACAGUCCUCUGUAGCUUCUGAAUUAUCGAACCAGUUAGCUAAGGUGGCCAUAAUGACAGGGAACACUGAUAACAAAUUCGUAACAGAUGAAUCUCUGAGNUUNAACGACAAGCAAAGAGUGUACAUUCUUGGUCAGUGCUCAUCGGAUCUAUCAACCAAUAGUUGCAGUGGGUGCCUCAGUGAUGUGAUUGGAACAGCAAUUCCAUGGAGCAGUUUGGGAAGCGUGGGUGGACGGGUUCUGUAUCCGAGCUGUAUUCUUCGCUUUGAAUUGUUCCAGUUUUAUGAUCUCACGCUUACCAGACCAUCUGCUGCUCCUCCUCCCUCACCAGAAAAAAAUCCAAGAAUAUUGCAUUGGAUGAAUUUGAAAUUGGGAGAGAACCUAGUAACAAGAGCUUUGGAAACUGGUGUGGUUAAUGUUGAUGUUGAUGUUGAUGUUGAUGUUGAUGUUGGUACAAUGAAGGAUGAGAAAGACUUCAAGGAUCAAGCAAGAGGAAAAAAUAAAGAUGAAAAGGCAUCAACAAAGAAGGAACUUAAGAAAAAUCGUAGAGAGCGAUUUUUGGAAAGUUUACACGAGCAACAAAGUCUUGUUGUAGAACUUAAAAGGAGGGUUCUUGUGUUGGAGGAAGAGGUGGCAUUCGAGAAACAUAGACGAAGAAGACCACAGGAUGGUGGAAACAAUGUGCCACAUGAAGAACCGUCCAUAUCCCCUAGAGGCAUGUCCUUGGGAGGCAUCAGUCCGGGCGGGAUCCCGUUGGGAGGCCACUCCCAAGAAGGCAUGUCCAGUGGUCGUCCUGAAAUGAAGACAUUUGUGAGGAUGGGGUCACGAAGGCGUUACAAGAGUAGAGCGCUUAGGACUCCUUAUGUAUGA
Messenger RNA from Vigna radiata var. radiata (mung bean), 2037 nucleotides. RefSeq names its product putative cysteine-rich receptor-like protein kinase 23. Lineage: Eukaryota; Viridiplantae; Streptophyta; Magnoliopsida; Fabales; Fabaceae. Bases 1 to 2037 code for a protein of 678 amino acids. The record is from RefSeq and is a predicted model, not a curated record. The transcript has 3 exons.